UGUUUAGAGAAGUGGCGGCUGCAGAAGUGACGAUGGGCGCGGUUGGCAUGGGGCUGGUGGAUUGUCACUGCCACCUGUCCGCUUCGGACUUUGAUAGCGCUGGAUGAGCCUAAUGAGCUACGGAGAGGAAGAAAUGAAGCUAGACUGAAGAAUUUUGUAGGAGAUGGGUAAGGAUCUGGACGAUGUGUUGGAAAAAGCCAAGAAGGCCAAUGUUAUGGCCCUUGUAGCAGUUGCUGAACAUUCAGGAGAAUUUGAAAAGAUUAUGCAGCUUUCAGAAAGAUACAGCGGGUUCAUUCUGCCAUGCUUGGGUGUUCACCCAGUUCAAGAACUUUCACCAGAAGACCAAAGAAGUGUUACAUUAAAGGAUUUGGAUUUAGCUUUGCCUAUCAUCGAGAAGUAUAAGGAUCAGUUGUUGGCAAUUGGAGAGGUUGGACUAGAUUUCUCUCCCAGAUUUGCUAACACUGAUAAACAGAAGGAAGAGCAAAGACAAGUUCUAAUCACACAGGUUCAAUUAGCCAAAAGACUAAAUUUGCCUCUAAACGUUCACUCGCGCUCAGCUGGAAGACCUACCAUCAGCCUCUUGCAGGAACAAGGUGCUGAUAAGGUACUGCUGCAUGCGUUUGAUGGCCGGCCAUCUGUAGCCAUGGAAGGAGUAAGAGCUGGGUACUUCUUCUCAAUUCCACCUUCUAUCAUAAGAAGUGGACAGAAGCAGAAACUUGUGAAACAGUUGCCUUUAACUUCCAUCUGCUUAGAAACAGAUUCACCUGUGCUAGGACCAGAAAAACAGGUACGGAAUGAGCCCUGCAACGUUUCUAUUUCAGCUGAAUAUAUUGCCCAAGUGAAGGGAAUCUCAGUGGAAGAAGUGGUAGAAGUAACAACACAGAAUGCAUUGAAACUCUUUCCCAAGCUUCAACACCUGCUCCAGAAAUAGCUUCAAAACCAUUCAUUGCAUAAUCAAAUCAGCUUCAAGGGGCAACAUUUGAGAAAAAGAAAUGUACAGAUUAAGAAUCUGAACUGAGGCUGGGUGCAGUGGCACAUGCCUGUAAUCCCAGCGGCUCAGGAAGAUUACAAAUUCAAGCCAGUCUCAGAAACUUAGCAAGUCCCCAAACAACUUAACAAGACUCUGUCUCAAAAUAAAAUAUCAGGGCGGGAUGUGGCUCAGUAGUGGCUAAGUACCCCUGGGUUCAAUCCCCAGCACACAAAAAAAGAGAAACUGAAGAGACCAUUCCACAGGAUACAGAUGUAUAUUCUAGAGGAAUAUUUCUCUUAUAAGGAUAACUUGACUUGGAUCCUGAAACCCUGGUUCUGAUUCCAGCCUUGUGUUCCUUUUCAGUUAGCCAAGAGCUAGCAGAAAAUUGGGUAAAUCCUAUUGCUGUUUUUUUACCUUGCCCCACUAAAUAAAACCACCUUCUGAACCCAAACCAUCACUUCUAGGAAGGGGUUCUCCCACAGGUAGGAAGACUUCAGCACCAACAUGAGGAGGAGGUUGGGUUUGAUCCCUUGCUACUUGUUUUGCUUCAAUAGAACUGAACAAGUGAAAGGAAAGUCUGUUUUUUGUACCAUCAGAAAUCUCUUUCCUGAGUUUGUAAUACUCAGUACUUGAAUUAUUUCUCUUUAACAGCAAAAUGUGUAAGGUUUCAAAGUGAUAUUAGAUUUUGACUUCCAAGGCCCCUGUUUAGCAGUCACUAUUAAAUAGCAAGCCUAAAACUUGUGCCCCUUGGCACAAAAGUUGAGUUAAUAAACUAAUUUAAAGUUCCAA
This is a messenger RNA of Marmota monax (woodchuck), 1759 nucleotides long. RefSeq names its product TatD DNase domain containing 3 (gene Tatdn3). NCBI's taxonomy places the organism in Eukaryota, Metazoa, Chordata, Mammalia, Rodentia, Sciuridae. Gene Ontology annotation, molecular function: hydrolase activity, acting on ester bonds. The record is from RefSeq and is a predicted model, not a curated record. The transcript has 11 exons. The coding region runs from base 164 to 931 and encodes 255 amino acids.